UAAUUUACUUGUGUAUAUAGAUCAUGGCUGCUUGUACUGAAGACCAACAAUCAAAUUAUAAGCAUUUUUGUAGGGUAUGUAAGAAAGGUUUUAUGUGUGGAAGAGCUCUUGGAGGACACAUGCGAGCUCAUGGUAUAGGAGAUGAGAUUGGCAACAUUGAAGAUGAAGAUCCUGGAAGCGAUUGGGAAGAUAAAAUAGGGACCAGUGAUCGCAAUAGUAAUAAGAGAAUGUACGCAUUAAGAACAAAUCCUAAUCGGUUAAAGAGUUGCAGGGUUUGUGAAAAUUGUGGGAAAGAGUUCUUGUCUUGGAAAUCAUUUCUUGAGCAUGGGAAAUGUAGCUCAGAAGAUGCAGAGUCCCUCGUCUCCUCUCCAAGUUCGGUGAAUGAGGAAGAUGAUGGUGGACAGAGAGGGUGUGGGUGGUCUAAAAGGAAAAGAUCAUUUCGGGCUAAUGUGGGUAGCUAUAGUUCAACAUACCCAUCUAGCGAGGACGAAGAUGUUGUACUUGCAAAAUGUCUAAUGGCAUUAUCAAAUGCUAGGGUUGACCCUGUUGACAUGGAGCAAGAGGAAUCAUGUGAAUCAGCAAGUAAAGAUGAGGAAAGGAGGAAUGCUGUCACUGCAUUCUUAGCUCCUCUGACAAAGCCUAAUUACGCAUCAUUUGACAAAGCCAAGGCGGCGUCCAAGGGAAUGUUUGAAUGUAAAGCGUGCAAGAAAGUAUUCACCUCUCACCAAGCACUAGGAGGACACAGAGCAAGUCACAAAAAGGUUAAAGGUUGUUUUGCUGCGCGAGACAAUCAAUUUGAUGAUAGUCUAGCCACUGAAGAUGUGAUCACACAUGAAGAAUUUUUCUCUCUAAAAGCACCUUCAUCGCUACAAUAUGAUCAUAGCCCAAGUGCUCCAUUAGUCGGAGCUUCCAGAAGGAAAUCAGGCGUCCACGAAUGCUCGAUUUGUCACAGGGUAUUUUCCACAGGACAAGCAUUAGGAGGGCACAAAAGAUGCCAUUGGCUCACUUCAAACACACCUGACUCAACUUCUUCACUUAAGUACCAUCAACAUCCCCAUCACUUUCAAGACCAUAACACUUACGAAAGACCUCCACUUACACAACAUAAAGCUGACCCCCUAGACCUCAACCUUCCGCCAACUGCCCCCGACAUCGUUGGAAUCAGGCGGGACCCACACAAUCCCCUGAGCUUCGAGGUAUCCACUGAGAUCAACUUACAUUCAUGGGCAAACAAUCAGCAGCAUAAGUACGAGAAUGAAGACGAAAAUGAUCACACUAAAAAGACUAGUAAUGUCGUGUCACUGCAAAAUGUGGAUGAUGAAGCGGACAGUAAAGGGAAGUUUGCAAAGCUAAGUGAGCUGAAUGGCUUGAACGUGACUGGAACUUCUUCCCAAUGGUUGCAAGUUGGGAUCGGUUCUGCAACUGAUGCGGCUGCUAACCCGUAAAUACAUACUUAUAUGUUUUCUGUUUUAAUUUUUAGAGCAAGCAGUAUACAU
Molecule: messenger RNA, 1496 nt
Organism: Daucus carota subsp. sativus
Lineage: Eukaryota; Viridiplantae; Streptophyta; Magnoliopsida; Apiales; Apiaceae
Product: zinc finger protein ZAT9
Exons: 1
Coding region: 24-1445 (473 amino acids)
Source: RefSeq, a predicted model, not a curated record